AUGGAGCCCAAGCCCGUCGCUCAGGAGACCAUUCUGGGCUCCGAUAUACCACACGAGAAGACUGAGGUGUACCAUAUUGAGGCGGCUGAGUAUGAGCUCAACCGUAUCGAUCUCAGUGCUCUAGCUAGCCACUCCUUUUCUUGGAGGACCAAGGCCAUCUGGCGCCUGGCGGUCGUUAUUUUACUCCAGGGUCUUAGCGUUGCCGCGUUUGCUAUGGAUGGCUCCAUUAUCGGAAGCAUGGCCUCGCUCCCCGCCCUUCGAGAGUACUUCAACGUCGGUACCAGUGGCUCAGGAAUUGCUAUCAUCAUAGCAGGCAUGUCUAUCGGAAACGCAGUGGCGAGUAUCUUCCAGUGGAUUUCUGAUCUCAUCGGUCGCCGCGGUGUUACUUGUCUCGGCAACUCCAUCAUUGUCAUCGGCUGUGUGAUACAAGCAGCUGCACCAAACAAUAUCAGUAUGAUCCUGGGCCGCGUCAUUGGAGGAGCGGGCUGCUCUCUAAGCGCAACUGUCGGCCCAAUGUACAUAAGUGAGAUUGCACCCGCCUCUCAUCGCGGCAUGGCAGUGGGGAUGUUCUGUUCGUGCUAUAGCAUCGGUGCUAUUGCCAUCGCCUGCGUGAUUCUAGGAGGCUCUUACAUGACGGGAGACUGGAGCUGGCGGAUGCCCAUGAUAGUUCAGAUCAUUCCGCCUUUAACCGUGGCUCUCUUAGUCUAUCCCCUAACCCCGGAAUCACCAAGAUACUUGGUUUACAAAGGACAGAUUAAUAACGCCAAGAAAGUUAUUGCUCUGUACCAUACAAGUAGUGAGAACAUCGAAGAUCCCAUCGUCACCGCGGAGGUCGAGCAGAUCCAGCGCUCUAUUGAGUCUGUUGACUCAAAACCAUGGGACUUUAGUACACUUUGGAAAAUGAAGAGUGCUAGGUAUCGCCUUCUGCUCAUCUUCAUGUUUGCCUUUAUCCAGCAAUGCAAUGGAACUGGAAUGUUGGGCUAUUAUCUACCUGGGAUUCUGACCCUUGUUGGGAUUACAAACAGUCAACAACAGUUAGCUAUCAACCUAGGUAUGACAGUUGCCUCAUAUCUAUCCACUCUUGCGGGAGCCCUGAUCAUCGAUCGCGUCACUCGGCGAUUCCUCCUCGCAAGUACAUUGGUCGUCUUCAUCUUUUUUCUGUCUCUCAUGUCUGUCACCGGUGGACUCUUUGACAACGGCAUCGCCAAGGAUGCCAUGGGCAUUCUGACCAUAGUGGCUAUUUACUUGUUCCAGAUUUCCAAUGGCCUUCUCUCGUCAACCCUUCACAACGUUUACCCGACGGAGGUUCUCCACUAUAGCCAGCGUGCCAAGGGCAUGGGGCUGUAUUCAUUUUUCCAGAAUUGCUUGGGCUUUGCCAUGACAUAUGGUGUAGGCGAACUGCUCGCAAAAAUCGGGUGGAAGACUUAUUUCAUGUUCAUUGCCAUUGACUCGGCUUUCCUUUAUCUCACUUGGCAGUUUUUCCCAGAGUUCCGUUUUCUCUCUUUGGAGGAGAUCGAUUACGUUUUUGAGACGCCCGGGGUCCAUCCAGUUAAGAUGUCCAAGCGGCUCCAGAAGGCAAAGCUGUUGAAAAGGAGAGAGACGACAGGAUGA
Molecule: messenger RNA, 1611 nt
Organism: Trichoderma aggressivum f. europaeum
Lineage: Eukaryota; Fungi; Ascomycota; Sordariomycetes; Hypocreales; Hypocreaceae
Exons: 5
Coding region: 1-1611 (536 amino acids)
Biological process (GO): carbohydrate transport; transmembrane transport
Cellular component (GO): membrane
Molecular function (GO): carbohydrate:proton symporter activity
Source: RefSeq, a predicted model, not a curated record